Molecule: messenger RNA, 1710 nt
Organism: Fusarium keratoplasticum
Lineage: Eukaryota; Fungi; Ascomycota; Sordariomycetes; Hypocreales; Nectriaceae
Product: Zn(2)-C6 fungal-type domain-containing protein
Exons: 5
Coding region: 1-1710 (569 amino acids)
Biological process (GO): regulation of DNA-templated transcription
Molecular function (GO): DNA-binding transcription factor activity, RNA polymerase II-specific; zinc ion binding
Source: RefSeq, a predicted model, not a curated record
AUGUCAACAGGGUCAUCCAAGCGACCUCCACCAGACGCCAGCCGUCCAACCUAUCCUCGCAAGCGCGCUGCUCAGGCUUGUGGAACCUGUCGGAGGCGGCGUGUCAAGUGUGACAACGAGCAGCCAUCAUGCACUUCAUGCUCCAAGCUAGGCGUCCAAUGCGUGUAUCAGGAGGGCGACAAGUCAAGUUUCGACCCUGCGAGCUUGGCGAUCCUGCAGCGCCUCGAUGAGCUAGAGAGUCUCGUUCGCGUCGCUAUCCCCGAGACCACGACCCCUCAGGACGUUGACCAUUCACCCUCAGGCAAAGCCUUUCGGCCCCAGGAAGGUUUCUCCCAGAGAGACUCACUGUCAUCUCAGGAACCCUUUAUCAAUGUCGAAGCAGUUCUGGAGUGGCCAAUACUACGUUCUUUCGUCGACACUCAGCCUCUCUCGCUCGCCAACAUCCUCCAAGCGGGCUCUGCAGAGACUGAUGUCGGUUGGAAUCGCCUCUUGCAGGCUCCGGACUUUGACGAGGAUGCUACAAGCCAGUUGUUGCAAAACUUUAUCGACAACUUUCACAUCUACAAUCCGGUGAUCGAGCUUACCCAUCUUCAAGAGGAUAUCCGAACGUCUCUGUAUAAUGGCCUCGGCUGGGACGCCCCGGCCUGCAUUUCGCUAUUGGUCUUUGCCCUUGGAACGAUCGACUGCGACCACGAUGACUCGGUGACAACGUCGAUGACGUCGCGAAACUCGAAGCAAUUCCAACAAGCAGAGUCCUUUUUCGUCGCAGCCCAGCGGCGCAUGGGACAGCUACUAUGCCGCAGCGGGCCAGUAGAGGCUCAAAUAUUCUUCCUCUCGGGCGUAUAUCUGAUGACUACAAUGAGACCGUUUGAGGCAUGGAGGAUGUUUCUUCAGGCUCUCGCCUGUUGCCAAGGAUUCGUGUCUUCAUCCGGCGUCACGCAAGACAAGGCAUCUGAGUUACACGAUAGCAUCUACUGGACGGCCUUUAAGUCAGAGUUAGAACUGCGACUGGAGAUGAGCAUAACGGAGAACAGUGCUUGGAACUUGCGCUACCCUCAAUUCUUCCCAUCACCUCCAAGAGGUCUCCAAUCUGAAGGCGAGGCAGGUUGGUACUUUUACCUGGCCGAGAUUGCGCUGCGUCGUCUUAGCAAUCGCAUCUUGGCCCAUUCAACCAACGUAGCAUCGAGGGAGGCCAGUCUUGCCGAAAAGGUGUCAAGCAUCGUCGAGUUUGAACAGCAAGCGCAGAGUUGGGUUGACUCGUUGCCUGCGAGCUUGAAGCUUGACCAACCGAUCGAUCACGAUACCCAAAGCGCACGUCUACGAUUCAUUCUCAGCGGCCAUCUUAUAGACUGCUACGAGAUGAUAUACUGGCCACUGGUAGUCGACGCAGUCCAUGGGAGGUUUCACGAUGAUGCCGAAGCCACCAGGCUAGCUCGCAAGGGGCUGGAAGUAAAUGUCCAGCGCAUCAAGGACAAUGAACCAGGGUUCCGUCGUCGCCACCACGGGACUUGGCUGAUGUUACGUUCCUGCACGCGUAGUGCCUUUGUUUUGGUGGCUGCCGGUCGAGCAGGGCUUCAUAGUCUGCUGCCUCUUGGAUGGAAGGCUUCAAUUAACAAGGUGAUGGAUCUUUUGCGAUUCUGGAAGGAUGAAGCCAGGGAUGCAAAGGUCCGCCUUGAGCUUCUUGAAGCUUUCAUGUCAUCUGCCUUGUAA